AUGCGUGUUAUCAACCUAAUCAGAGAAUUUGAACUUCAAAAGAUGAAGGAUUCAGACACAAUCAAAGAGUAUUUUGACAGAUUACUCAACAUUGCCAACAAUGUAAGAGUACUUGGCUCUGAAUUUUUCGAUUCUAGAUUGAUCCGAAAAAUUCUCGUUACAGUCUCGAAAAGUUUUGAAGCAACCAUUUCCUCACUGGAAAAUUCUAAAGAUCUGUUAAAAGUUAGUUUGGCAGAAUUAUUGAAUUCUUUGCUGGCACAAGAACAGAGAAGGCUUAUAAAGUCUGAAGGGUCUGUUGAGGGUGCAUUACCUGCAAAAGUUCAGUCAAACCAGGGAUACAAAGGAAAGAAAAAGUGGAACAAGAAGGAAAAACUCAGGUUCUGA
Messenger RNA from Lycium ferocissimum, 384 nucleotides. RefSeq lists its product as uncharacterized. The transcript has a single exon. NCBI's taxonomy places the organism in Eukaryota, Viridiplantae, Streptophyta, Magnoliopsida, Solanales, Solanaceae. Bases 1 to 384 code for a protein of 127 amino acids. The record is from RefSeq and is a predicted model, not a curated record.